AUGAGAAUUGUGCUAUUCAUCGGCAGUCCUGUUGUCAGUAUCGACACGGCGGAAGUUAGUUCUUUUUAUUUUUGGAAAAAACUCGGUAAUUCUUUUUUCAGUUGAUAAAGAUCGCGAAAAAGCUCAAGAAAGAGAAAGUUCACUGUGAUGUGAUUAUUUUCGGAGAAGGAGAGGAGGAGAACGGUGCAAAGUUCUCCCAGUUUGUGGACACUCUUAAUGGAAAGUAAGUUAUUUUUCUGUUUUUUUGUUAUUGGAUUCAAUUGGAUAUUUGAAAAAUAGUUUAGAGAGAUGGUCUCAAAAAAAUUACACUGAGUGCAUAAUUUUGCUUUUUAAGCAAAUCGUGAUUUCAAAGAGUUUUUUUAUGCUUUUUUUAUUCAAUUAAGAUUUUUUUCCCCCAGACUUUUUUUAAAAAUUUUCUCCCGAGUAUCAAUGGUGUUUUUUUAAAUCGUUUUAUCGGUUUUUAUCUAAUUAUAUAUUUAAUUGAAUUUUUUUCUGACCUCAUGACAAGAGACAUGAAAUUCAGGGAAGGAACUGGUUCGAACUUGCUCGUAAUCCCUGCCGGUUCGACUCUGUCCGAUGUCUUAGCGUCGUCUGCGGUUUGCCGCAACGAAGAUGGUAGCAGCGCCCCUGGCGGUGGGGGAUUCGACUUUGGCGUCGACGCCGAAAACGACCCGGAUUUGGCUUUGGUAAUUUUUUUCUGACCAAGUCAAUUGUCGUCAAAAAAAUGACUUUUUUUAAACUUGAAAUAUUUUGAAUAUUUUUCUUUUGAAGCCAAAACCAUGCUGAUUUCAAGAAACAUUUCGCCGAUUCUUUUGCCCUGUUCUAAGUGAGUUUAGAUUUCAAAUUGGUCGUCAGAAAGUGAAUAAGACAACUAAAAUUUGGAGAACUAGAGAGAAUUUCGAUUUUUGUGGCAUUUACUUUGUGUCGAACUACGAAUUAGAUUAUUUUAGGUACACUGAUGAUAGAAAAUAUAAUGCAGAAAUGAAAAUACGGCCAGGGGUGUGAACAUUUCUAUUUUGAGGAUCUGGCGAAAAAUGUAUUAGACCAAAUUGAGUCAAACAAUUCCGACUUAGACUAUGGUCGUUUGAAUCGUUAUUAUAGGUUUUAAGAGAUUUUGAGAGAUCUGUGUAUUAUGAAAAUUGCAAGAAAAAAAAGCAGCAGGCUAAAACUCGGCUCAACAUUGUUUCUUUAGGCGCUUCGUGUGAGCAUGGAAGAAGAACGGGCUCGUCAGGCGGCCGAAGCGGCUGCAAACGGAGGAACGGCGAACGCGGAGCCCCAAGUGGAGCCCGUAGCACAGGCGAUGGACGUAGACAUGAGCACGAUGACGGAGGAGCAACAACUUGAAUGGGCUCUUCGUUUGUCUAUGCAAGAAAGUGUUCCGAGAGGUUUCUAAUCAUUCCCCAUCUUUCUACGUUGUCUGUUUAAGCUUCGGAAUCUGAAGCAGCUAAUUCUGGCAAUGACGAAAAGAUGGAAGUGGAUGUAACGGGCACCACGACUCCAGACAACAUCGACGAUCUCAUGAACAAUCCCGACCUUUUGCAGCAAAUUGUUGAUGAUCUUCCGAAUGAAGAGGUAAAACGAAAAUUCUUACUGGUCUGUAAUUUGUUUCAGAAAAAUCAGUCGCCGGAUGAGAAGGACAAGGGAUCCAAGUAA
This is a messenger RNA of Caenorhabditis auriculariae, 1653 nucleotides long. The record is from the annotation of a GenBank genome assembly. Lineage: Eukaryota; Metazoa; Nematoda; Chromadorea; Rhabditida; Rhabditidae.